AUGGAUCAGGUGGAGGCGCAGGCGACCUUUCCUGCCGAGGGUCCGGCGGUCAAGCAGGAGUUUCGGCGCGAGCUCAAAGAGCUCAAGGAUUUCGGGACGAUCCUGCACAAGCUCGAGCGCCAUGCGACCGCUCACAAACAAGCCAAUGAGAACGAGGCCGCAUCCUCAGCCAAGUUGGCUGACACAUUGGAGCAAACGUUUGCCAAGCUGGUAGCACUACCCACCCCCGAUGACGACCGCUUGGCUGAAAACCUGCAGCUCUUAGGCAAUGCCAUUGCCAUGGGAUUUUCCGUCAUCCAUGAGCUGGCUGAACGCAAGCGCAAUCUGGCGGCUGGACUUGAGCGAAUGUGCAAGCACCUGCAAGACUUCAAGGACACUUACAUCGGCAAGGCUCAGACUCUUCUUGAUGACUUUGAGAAGCGCGAGGAAGCUUACUACAAGGACAUUGACAAGCAAAUCAGCCGUCGCCACGGCGGCCAUGCGCAGGACACUGACACCACUGAACAAUCAAGGGCGCGUGCCCGUCUCAUGCUGGCAGGCUUUGACUUCUCACAGCACAUGGAAGAAUGGGUGGACCAGCGGAUUCUAAUGUACGUCCGCCACAUCACCGCGUACCACGAAGGCUGUCUUGAUCAGCUCCGUGCCCACGACGAUCAGCUGCAACUGCACCAAAACACACACGACGAGGCCCUAAGUCGACUUCGGUCCAAUCAAGACAGGCGUCAAACUGAUCGACAAGCGCUUAUGCGCGCCAUAGAGCAACAAGUGUUACAAGGCGGCUUUGAGGAUGUCCACCCCGAAGGCACUCUCAUAACCGGCUACCUUUACUGGCAUCGCAAAGGUGGUCUGACUGCAUCCUGGGUUAGAGUCUAUGCCACCUAUGACCGCCCCUCUCAAAUGAUGAAACUCUUCGACGUAGCGAGCAAUACACAGAUUGAGGAGAUGCAGAUCGAUAGCUGUGUGCAACGCUAUAGCAGUGAUACGGAUCGCAAAAACUGCUUCGAAGUACACAACCGACAAGGCAAUGCCUUCAUGCUUCAGGCCCUGAACGCCACGGCUCGACAAAAGUGGAUCGCAGCCAUGGGCGGCUUGUCACCAACCAAAACCAUUCGACGCCGCAAGGUCAAACAAGCGAUAGAAAAGUUUGAGUUGACACCACAAGCUGUCAGCUUUAUACAACGGCUCAUGUCACAGAUUGAGCGGGACGGGUUGACUGAGCAGGGUAUCUAUCGCAUCCCAGGCCAGACGUCCGUGUAUACGCGCCUCGUCAACUCGGCCAUCGAACGAGGCAAGGCUGUCAAUCUGCAAGAGGUUGACAUUGCCUCGUGUGCAAGUGCUUUGAAGCAUUAUUUGCGUGAGCUCGAGGAGCCGCUCAUGACAACGGCAUUGACGCCAUUGUUUGUCAAAGCCAUCGCAUCUGGCUCCCAGGACGUGAAUGAACUUGUCCCAAACCUCAAAGUGGCAGUUCAACGGUUACCGCCCCUCAACCGAAGCGUGGCCAAGCUCUUAUUUCUGCACCUGCAUAAAGUGGCUGAGCACAGUGAUGCAAACAGCAUGACAGCUGCCAACCUAGGCCGAUGUUUUGGGCCAACGCUUUUUCGGGCAGGCCAAGGCGAUAUGACCUCCUCAAUUGCUGAUAUGCAAUACUAUAAUCGUGCUGCGGAACUGUUGGUCGAGCAUGUCAAGCCCAUUUUUGACGUGGGGUCCGAAGAAAGUUCGCCGUCGUUGCCCCAGACUGCUGCCGCCGUGCCCCCGAAACGAGCAUUGGCACCGCCUCGCCCGCCACCCUACGUUGCCAACGAUGAGGAAGAAGCUGAGGCUGACACGGCCGUGCUGGCACGCACAGCGUGUGUGCGCGCGCUGUACGACUGCGAAGGUGAUGCCGAGGAUGAGCUUUCGUUCAUGGCCGGCGACCUUAUCAUCGACGUCAAACAUAAAAUAAAGUCUGACAAACAUCACAUGGUCGCUUCGUGCCGCAUGGCUCGUGCUCUCUCUCCUCUCUCUCUCUCUCUCUCUCAAUUUACUGCCAUCAUGGAUGCGGCCGCUUUGUUGAGUGACUUGACGACUCGCUGCUUCGAGGAUGCCGAGCCGUCAGAGAUGCAGGUGGCGCUCACCUGUGAAGCUCUCGUGGAUCAUGGUCUCCUACAGCGUCUCGAUGGCACGGAUCCGACUGUCAUCCGCUGGAGCAAACGCCUCAAUAGCAGUCUUAAUGCCUCAAGCAACCCGGGCUCGGGCAGUCUGCGUCUGCUUCGAGCGACGCUGAUUAGCUGUAACCCACUCACGUUUUACACCAAUUGCCUCAACUGGACCAAGUUGCUUCUGCGACCUGCUUCGCAUGGCGCACUGCUUGAUACGGAUAUCUGCGUCGUCCUCGUUGACAUCUUGGCGACGGCUAGUCAGCGAUCUCUGCCCGAUGCAUGUUUGCGCAAGCACGUCGCUCCUCCUUCCUAUCAUUGCCACUUGUCUCAAGCAUUUUUGCUCUUCCUCGGCUGGUUCUUUUCCGGCAGCAUCAAGAACUACGUCGCGACCUCGGCGCGCAAGUUUUGCCCAACUUUCUCAAAGACUUUCCCCCGCUCGGUCUCUCCGGCUCUCUCUCCAGCUCGCUCACAAAACCGCUCUUCCUCUCUCUCCGUGAAGGCGCUAAGUGCAUGUUUUGCGGCGACAGCCAGCUGCAUUACCUCCAAAGACGCUCAAACAUUCUGGGCUGCUCUUCUUGAGGAAACAGUUAUUGUGUGCACUCAGAUGGGUAACGAACUUUUGCCUGGGUUGGUGGACGGCCAUCGCAACCAAGACCUGCCACCCGACUAUGCAUCGCUGCCGCUAGCCCAAGCCGAGCCACGUCGCACCCAAGAGUUGCUGCUCUUGAUCCAGGGCCUAUUAACGAUCGUCGCCGUGCUCCUACGAGCCCCGACUGGUUCCUGCGUGGACGUGCAUACCAACCUUCUCGGCCGUCUGCUCUCGGGCAUCUUUGCUGUUGACUGGCAUCGAGCUGCCACCUUGCGAGCGUCUGGUUUGCGCCGCACCCUCGUUAGCCAUCAUAUUACCAAGCUGCACACCUGCGCUGGACACGUUCUAGCUGCUAUCGCGGAUGCAUCACCCAUGCUGUGCUUGCGAGUCAUGAGUUGCGCCUUGCCAAGCUUGAAUACGAGUCUAGCCAUCUUCGUAGCCGAACUGUUACCCGUCCCCACCUGCGAUGGCGAGGUAAUCGCAGUGGCACUUGAUAGCGUGUGGCGUAGCCUACAAGGCUGCCCCAUGCUGCUCGAAGCCGUGGCCGCGGAAGAGCUCGCGGCGCUAGUUCAGACCUGCUGCCAAGCCUCGACGGCCAUUGAGCACAGCGAGCUGUCGCUGGAUGCUAAAGCCAUCAACACCGGUCUGGUGCAGCGGAAAAAGGGCGGCAAGCGCACCGUGUCUGCCCACAAUUCAUCCGCAGGACCCAUCAACUUCACUCGUCAGCGGCCUCGCAGCAACGCUCGGCUCUUUGUGACAGCCCUCCGAGUUUUGGAAGCGAUCGUGACUGCAACUCCAGUCGUUGCCACCAAAGUGAGCCAAAAGAUUGGUUAUCAUGCGCGCAUCAGUAGCAAGCUUGCUGGCUCCCUGCAUCCACCGAUCCCUUUCGAUGACCCCACUGUCCGAGUAGCCACCUAUCGCCUUUUGGCACGCUGCGCCGUGGCUAUUCCCGCAAUGAGCGCGGACUUUGCAAAUGCCGCUGUGUCAGCUCUGCAACGAGGCACUCUCGAUGUCAUGAUUGAGGUUCGCGCUGCGUGCCAGGAUCAUUUAUUCAUGCUGGACGGUGUCCUGAAGCCGCGCAGUCCUGCCGUACGCGUUCCUGCCACCGCAGUUGUGGCAACACUGGCUGAGGACAGCUCCGCUUCUGCUGCGCCAACGGACGGUCGCGCGCCCACAGCGGCGCUGACAACACCCUUAGACUCAUCCUUCGCCCAAAAUUUGUCAGACACUACGCCGACGAAUACAGAAGCGCCCCCUGCCCAAACUGAACCCUUGGCCCAACACGAGCCUUUGGCCCAUCACCCUGCAGCCAUCACCGCGUCUAGCCCCCAACGCUCCGUCCUGGCUCCUUCCACUUCUAGUGCAGUUACACCCGCCGACCCGACAGCUGGCAUGACAACACCGACAGUGUCGACAGCCUCUGCAGCGGAAACACAAGCAGAAAAGACUCCUGACACUACUGGGAUGCCCGAACCCAAGUUGCCCAAGGUCGAGGCUCCCGUCGCUGAGUUCACUGAUGUAGACACCACUACGGUUGAGGCGACUGCCUCUGAAGUCGCUCACUCGGCGCCGCCUGACGCCCAGUCGCAACUCAGUGCAGUAGGCACUGAGUUGGAGGACAGUGAUGUCGAGUUUGGAGAUGAUGAUCUCGUUGAUGCCGAUCCAGAUUCGGCUGAUGAAGCAUAA
Messenger RNA from Monosiga brevicollis MX1, 4413 nucleotides. RefSeq lists its product as uncharacterized. Gene Ontology annotation, biological process: signal transduction. The record is from RefSeq and is a predicted model, not a curated record. NCBI's taxonomy places the organism in Eukaryota, Choanoflagellata, Craspedida, Salpingoecidae. The coding region runs from base 1 to 4413 and encodes 1470 amino acids. Gene Ontology annotation, molecular function: protein binding; GTPase activator activity. The transcript has 34 exons.